CCGGUGUACCCCGGGCUGGUGCCGGCCGCAGAGUUCCCCACGGACGAGACGAGGAUCCCCGUUGGAUGGGGAAUGCUCGGGAAGGAGCCGGGAAUCAUUGGGAAGCGGCGGCAGGAAGCUUCCAGGGACCCGGUGGCUCGGUGUUUGCGGAGGAACGCCAGGCGGGCAGCUGGAGCGGCGGUGUCUGGAGCGGACGGAGAGAUUCCCGACACAGGGACCGGCUUCGGGAAGCCCUGGGCAGAGGAGCGAUGGUGAUCGAGGUGGAGCGCAAGUUUGCGCUGGGCCAGGACACGGAGCGGCGGCUGCAGGCGGCGGGGGGUCAGCCCCGGGGAGGCCGGAGCUUCCUUGACCGUUACUACGACACGGAGCAGCGGGCGCUGACCCGGGCUGACCACUGGCUGCGGAACCGGAGCGGCCGCUGGCAGCUCAAGAGCCCGACCACAGCGGGGCUGGGACCGGGAGCGGGAGAGACCCCUGAACCGGGAACUGCUCCGGGAACGGGAGAGACCCCUGAACCGGGAACUGCUCCGGGAACGGGAGAGACCCCUGAACCGGGUACUGCUCCGGGAACGGGAGAGACCCCUGAACCGGGUACUGCUCCGGGAGCUGCACCGGGAAUUACACCGGGAACAGGAGCAGCGCCGUGCCGGGACGGUGGGGCGACCCGUUAUCGGGAGACAGAGACGGAGGCGGAGAUCAUGGCCCUGCUGCGGGGGCUGCUGCCCGGGCUAGUGGGCCCCGGCGGGACCGGGGACAUCGAGCGGCUGGUGACCGCGCGGCUCCUACGGGAAUUCGCCGCCAUCCACACCCAGCGCUCCAGCUGGCAGCUGCCCGGUGGUGUCACCGUCGACCUGGACCAGACCGACUUUGGCCACCGGCUCGGGGAGAUCGAGGUGACCGUCGCUGGCGAGGAUCAGGUGCCCGCUGCCCUGUCCCGGAUACAGGCGGUGGCCCAGGAACUGGGUGGGUGACAGGGACGGGGAGGUGAUGCUGACAAUGUCCGGAGAGCAGUAAAAGGAUUAGUCCAAGUCAGCAUGGAUUUAUGAAAGGGAACUCAUGCUCGACUAGAUGAAGUACGCAGGGUUGUAAGGGGCUGAAAAGAUGAAGUACGAGGGGAAGAUGGCCGGGAAUAUAAAGAAGGACAGGAAAAGCUUCUUUAGAUAUGUUAAGGGAAAAAGAGUAGCAAAGUCAAAUGUGGGUCCCUUGAAGGCAUACACGGGUGAAAUUAUUAUGGGCAACAAGGAAAUGGCAGAAGAGUUGAAUAGGUACUUCGGAUCUGUCUUCACUAAGGAAGACACAAACAAUCUCCCAGAUGUACUGGAGGACAGAGGAUCUAACGGGGCAGAGGAACUGAAAGAAAUUUUCAUUAGGUGAGAAAUAGUAUUAGGUAGGCUAAUGGGACUGAAGGAUGAUAAAUCCCCUGGGCCUGAUAGUCUGCAUCCCAGGGUCCUCAGGGAGGUGGCUCUAGAAAUAGUGGACGCAUUGGUGAUCAUUUUCCAAUGUUCAAUAGAUUCAGGAUCAGUUCCUGUGGAUUGGAGGAUAGCUAAUGUUAUCCCACUUUCCAAGAAAGGAGCGAGAGAGAAAACGGGGAAUUACAGACCAGUUUUGCCUGACUUUGGUGGUGGGAAAGAUGCUGGAGUCGAUUAUUAAAGAGGUAAUAUUGUCAAAAGUUUUAGAAAGAGUUCUGCUGGAUAGAAUAAAUGAGUUUGUUAACUCCACAGAUAACCAGUUUGGCUUUAAAGCUAAACGGGCACUGACAUGCAUAUAUGCCCUAAAGGAGAUUGUAAACAAAUAUAGAGGCAAAUACUCUUCAAUCCUUAUGUGCUUUAUUGAUGCUUCCAAAGCCUUUGACAAUGUUAAUAGAAUGAGUAUAGAAGUUGGGAUGUAAUGUUAAAAUUGUACAAGGCAUUGGUGAGGCCAAUUCUGGAGUAUGGUGUACAAUUUUGGUCGCCUAAUUAUAGGAAGGAUGUCAACAAAAUAGAGAGAGUACAGAGGAGAUUUACUAGAAUGUUGCCUGGGUUUCAGCAAACUAAGUUACAGAGAAAGGUUGAACAAGUUAGGUCUUUAUUCUCUGGAGCGCAGAAGGUUAAGGGGGGACUUGAUCGAGGUCUUUAAAAUGAUGAGAGGGAUAGACAGAGUUGACGUGGAUAAGCUUUUCCCAUUGAGAAUAGGGAAGAUUCAAACAAGGGGACAAUACUUGAGAAUUAAGGGACAGAAGUUUAGGGGUAACAUGAGGGGGAACUUCUUUACUCAGAGAGUGGUGGCUGUGUGGAAUGAGCUUCCAGUGGAAGUGGUGGAGGCAGGUUCGAUUUUACCAUUUAAAAAUAAAUUGGAUAGUUAUAUAGACG
Messenger RNA from Leucoraja erinaceus (little skate), 2348 nucleotides. It is a transcript of the gene thtpa, whose product is annotated as thiamine triphosphatase. The transcript has 2 exons. The record is from RefSeq and is a predicted model, not a curated record. Bases 66 to 971 code for a protein of 301 amino acids. Gene Ontology annotation, molecular function: thiamine triphosphate phosphatase activity; magnesium ion binding. Gene Ontology annotation, biological process: thiamine diphosphate metabolic process; dephosphorylation. NCBI's taxonomy places the organism in Eukaryota, Metazoa, Chordata, Chondrichthyes, Rajiformes, Rajidae.